This is a messenger RNA of Selaginella moellendorffii, 1590 nucleotides long. RefSeq lists its product as uncharacterized. Bases 1 to 999 code for a protein of 332 amino acids. The record is from RefSeq and is a predicted model, not a curated record. The transcript is spliced from 8 exons. Lineage: Eukaryota; Viridiplantae; Streptophyta; Lycopodiopsida; Selaginellales; Selaginellaceae.
AUGAGGGCUGGCUUGAGGCACCAGAGCGCUGAGAGAGGCGUUGGCAGAGGCGCUGAGAGAGGAGAGACUGUGAUCAGAGGCCGUGAACGAGGCGCUAGGGCGUGCGAGGCCCCGCAGAGACUCGCCAGAGAGGUGCUGAGAGGAGGCACUGAGCAGAGACAGAUUUCUGUCGUGGAUGGAGUGCUUGGAUGCAGAGGGAGAGUGAUCUCAGAUUCAUGUCAUCGAGAUCGAGAGGGAGUGUUGAGUCCAAUGUGCAGGUCCGGGGUUCUCGAGGAACUGGGAGACCAUCCCAACAGCAUAGGCGAGAUCUGGUCGCGUGCCCAGCAUCAAAUAAACAAGACUUCCCACAGCUUGACGAUAUGGCACCGUGGCCAUGUACUCACGUUCUUCCUCUGUGACAGGGGCCAUGUCACGGCUGAGUUUGUGAUUGACCUCAAGAGGUGUGGCCACGGAAGAGCAGUCCAGCAUAUUGAAGCGUUCCAAGAUCUCCCUUGCAUAGUGAGCUUGUGUCAAACUCAAGGUGCGUGCUCCUCGAUUGCGUAUAAUUUGGAUGCCAAGGAAAUGGCGACGCUCGCCCAGGUGGCGGGUUUUUGCACCGAGAAUGCAGUCGUCAACGUACACAGCAACCAGGAGAAAAUCGUCACCACACUUGUACAGGUACACGUUUCCUUCCACUGCAAGAGGAACACACCCCAGGCUCUUGAAGAACGCAUCAAUGCGUUCAAACCAAACCCUCGGGGAUUGUUUAAGCCCAUACAGGGCGCGAUUCAGCUUGCAAACAAGAUGUUCCUCACCAGGAAAGCAGUGCGAACGUCCAACUGGUGCAGUUCCAGGUUGUACUUGGCAGCCAGUGCAAGGAUCACUUGCACAGAGGUCCACUUCACAACUGGUGAGUACGUCUCCAUGUAUUCCAAACCUGGAAUCUGGCUGAAUCCCCGUGCAACAAACCUGGCCUUGAACAUUGCUACAGUUCCAUCAGGUUUGUACUUGACUGUGUAAAUCCAUUUUGAGCUCACAAGGUGAGCACCUUCAGCAUUCAUGGCUUCUCGCCACUGGGCAGCAUGAGGUCCGGCUAAUGCCUCGUCAACAUUCGCUGGAAUGGGGAUUCGCUCUAGAUUAGCAGCCACGAAGUUAGCCUGGUGCGUUCCUUUCUUUUUAAUUUUUCCAAAACUAAAGAAGGGACGAGAUUGCUCAGCUUCCAGUUGCAGCCUCGAUGGUACAGGAACUCGAGCAGAGCACCGUGGUUCAGGACAUGCUGGAGGGUGGAUCACAGGUGGUGGAACAAGUGGAGAGUCUGGGAGAGCUCCCACUGAAGUUGGCAACCUGCUUCCAGCGCACACUGAAGGUGAUGAUCCACGUCCAGCUCCCACUGAAGAUGAGCCAAGGAAGAACUCAGGAGCAGCUUGAAAUUCCUCAUCGCCCUCGAAAGGCGUAGCUAGAGGGCGUGGUGGCAGUGCUGGAGGAACCACCAAGUUACCACCAGCAAGAGCAAAAGGCAGCAACGGGACUUGAGAAGGAGCUGUAGUCACGUGAACUGUGUCCACCAGCUGGAGUUCCACAAAAGUAGGAGCAGGAACUUCAGCGCAAUCC